Molecule: messenger RNA, 1716 nt
Organism: Dioszegia hungarica
Lineage: Eukaryota; Fungi; Basidiomycota; Tremellomycetes; Tremellales; Bulleribasidiaceae
Exons: 5
Coding region: 1-1716 (571 amino acids)
Biological process (GO): DNA-templated transcription
Cellular component (GO): RNA polymerase III complex
Molecular function (GO): single-stranded DNA binding
Source: RefSeq, a predicted model, not a curated record
AUGAGCGGGGUGACCCGAGGUCAAGGCAAGGAGGCGGUACGGCUGUGCGAGCAUAUUGUAAGGCAAGCAUUCGGCAAUGUCGUCUGCCGAGUCGCUUCGGUCCUGCUAAACAGGGGCCGUCUCCCCAUCCUCAUCCUGUCCCGCCUCUCCGCCCUCACGCGCAAAUCAACGGCCGCCUCACUCCUCAUCCUCAUGCAGCAUAAUCUCGUACAGACCACCUCGCUCACCUUGCUGCCCGACCCUCCACAAGGAAUGUCCAGCUCGGACGAUCAAUACGAAUUCGACGUCUCGGAAUGCCUCCAUCGGCUGAGGUAUGGGCGGGUAUUGGCGUUGACGGCGGGAUGGCCGACGUUUGGGAAGCUGGCCAGCACGGCGGAGGAGAUUGUGCGGAUGGUGAUGCUAUAUGGAAAGGUCAAGGUGAGGGAUCUAAGGGGGAGUCUAGCCGGUGACGGGGAUGCGAUACGCGCAUCCGCUGUACAAGAGGCGAUGCUGCUCCUUGUCCGGUGGCGGUUCCUCAUCCCAACCUGUCCGGAGCUGCAGAUAUUGGAAGCCGAGAUAAUACAACGGCGAUACAACCACCUCAAAACCCAGACACAACGAAACAGCGGCGCCAAAGUUCUCUCCGCGAACCAAAUCAAUGAGGCCCGGCUCAGCGCGCGCAACCAGGUCCUAAACGAGCGGGACGCUCUCCAGGCGCUCGAAAAGGUCCUGACGCGCCGGGAAAAAAUCAACAAGAAGCGUAAAAAGGGAGAGGAUGAAUACGACUAUGAUCUCAAACCGGACGUCUCCCUUCGGAUCAAUCACGACCGGUACGGUAUUCUGAUCCGGGACGAGUUGAUCGUCAAGGCAGCCGAGGAUCGGUGGAAUGUCGGCGCCGGGAUCGUCAUGCGCGCGGUAUGCUCCGCGGCGGUCAAUGAGCACUCUACGCUCAGUGAGGCGCGAACGGGGACGGACGUCAUGUUCAACGAGAUCAUCGCGAGGAUACCGCACGAGGCGUACCCUGUUCUCGGACCUGGGAUUAUUGGGGGAACGAGCAAGUCGACGGCGGAUAUAGUGCGGGCGUACCUGGCGAUCCUGGCGGGCGAGGAUCAGAUGCUGGCGAAUGGGAGUGCGUUUCUCAGCAAGACGUCGAGUACAAAUCCGGCGUACAAGAUUGAGCUGGAGAGGGUGUGCGUCAAGAUUAGGGAGGCGCUGUUGUCCGAGUUGGUCAGGCAGCGGGUGGGGGAGAAGGCGGGGAGAGUCCUGGCGGUAGUGACCAAAGCCAAGAUUGCGAGUGAACAAACGGUCCGAGACUGCGCGAUGCUCCCCCUCAAAGACGCCCGCAUCCACCUCGCCCGACUCCAAAAGCUCAAUCUGGUCGAAACGACCGAAGUCCCGAAAUCCGGCGCCAAGAUGCGCAUCAACAUGCCCUCUGCGGCAGAAUACCAUCUCUGGUCGGUCGACCUUCCAAGGGUGUACAACUCGCUCUUGUCAAACAUAUACAAGACGAUUGGCAAUACGAUCCAGCGUCGCGCGGCCGAGGUGGAGAAGCGGACGACACUACUAGAGAGGGAGGCGAAGGCGGUGAGGUUGGGAGGGAGGGCGUUGUUGCAGACGAAGGAUCAGAAUGAUUUGGGGAGUCUGGAGGAGAGUGUCAAGAAGUUGGUUACGGGCCAAGAGAGGAGUGAUUUGGUGGCUUUUAUAUUGAGGGAUUUGCCGGGGUGGCCGGCGAAGUAG